Molecule: messenger RNA, 1936 nt
Organism: Vigna radiata var. radiata (mung bean)
Lineage: Eukaryota; Viridiplantae; Streptophyta; Magnoliopsida; Fabales; Fabaceae
Product: transcription factor-like protein DPB
Exons: 10
Coding region: 185-1198 (337 amino acids)
Biological process (GO): regulation of transcription by RNA polymerase II; regulation of cell cycle
Cellular component (GO): nucleus; transcription regulator complex
Molecular function (GO): RNA polymerase II transcription regulatory region sequence-specific DNA binding; DNA-binding transcription factor activity, RNA polymerase II-specific
Source: RefSeq, a predicted model, not a curated record
UGGGCGGAUACACAGUUGGGAGAGCAUUGGAGUGUGAGAAAUGAAUUUUGGAGCCAAACAGCAUUACCUGUGGUUUGUUGCGUGAAGUGACUGAAGAAACAAAACUAGGUGUUGUCACUCAGAUCUGUUCCAUUCCAAUUUCUGUUCGCACAUUUCGCGUGCCCUAAGCCUCGUCUCCUUCGGUAUGGGAGACGAAGACGACGACGAGGUGCUCGGUUGCGCCACCACCGCUUCUGGUCAAUCCGCCUCCACCAACAGCUUGCCACCUCCUGCCGAUAACACACUUCUCAAAUUGAACCAUCUCGACUUACACGCUGAUGACGCUGGAUCACAAGCCUCUCUUGCUGGCAAGAAGAAAAAGAGAGGCCAGCGCGCAGUUGGACCGGACAAGAGUGGAAGAGGUCUCCGACAAUUUAGCAUGAAAGUGUGUGAGAAGGUAGAAAACAGGGGAAGAACAACUUACAAUGAGGUGGCAGAUGAGCUUGUUGCUGAAUUUUCUGAUCCAACCAAUAGCGAAUUAACCCCUGAUCAGCAACAAUAUGAUGAGAAAAACAUCCGCCGAAGGGUGUAUGAUGCUCUGAACGUUCUCAUGGCGAUGGACAUUAUUUCUAAGGAUAAAAAGGAAAUCCAAUGGAAGGGACUUCCUCGUACCAGUGUGAAUGAUAUUGAAGAAAUAAAGACAGAGCGUCUUGGGCUAAGGAAUAGAAUUGAAAAGAAAACAGCCUAUCUGCAGGAGCUUGAGGAGCAAUUCGUAGGCCUUCAGAACCUUAUUCAAAGAAAUGAGCAGUUGUAUAGCUCAGGAAAUCCUCCCAGUGGAGGUGUAUCUUUGCCUUUUAUUCUGGUACAGACACGUCCUCAUGCAACUGUAGAAGUGGAAAUAUCAGAAGAUAUGCAGCUUGUUCAUUUUGAUUUCAAUAGUACUCCUUUUGAGUUGCAUGACGACAAUUAUGUUCUCAAGGCAAUGAAAUUUUGUGAGAGACCACAGCAAGAUAACACGACGCACAAUUUUACCGUUGGAGGUGAAGGUUCUAGCAUGUCAGGCUUGUGCCAACCACAGGGUCCUUCUACAAAUCUAAAAGUGUCAAAUAGGCCUCCAACCUCACCUCCUCUCCCUGGCAUAUUAAAGAGAAAUUGGCUUCAGUCGGUAGACCGUCAUAAUAGUUAUUCAGCAGUACAGCCAAAUCAUUCUGUAGGUUAGAAGCAGAUCGGUAUGUCUUCGUUAUUGUUAGCGGUAGACUUUGGCACCCUCUUUGCUCAUCAUCCAUCAUUGACUACCUUAACUUUUUUUAUUUCCAACAUAUUUUCACUGUAAUUUUCCCGUCUCAUAAAGUCGUUUGUGACAGUCCAUAGAUCAUGGAACGGAACCUAACAGCAUAGGAUUGGUUUUUUAAUUUUCUGUUUUAUAGUGUACAGGUUUCUUGCUUAUUUGGUAUCUGCACCAAUGCUAUUGUUUGUUUUGUAGCAUUGGCCUGGUCCCUCUAGCUAAUUCAAAAUAACUUUGAUGGAAAUUUUGCAUCUUACGUCCAUUAUUCUUGUAGAAGACGAUUAACAGAAAAAUUGAUUUAUAUUUAAUUGAGUGUGUCUAGAAUCUUGUUGAUGUAGCAGUGUUGUGGCAGUUUUAGUAUCAGUAGUUCUAAAUUCAUCUCCAAAAAAUUUAUUGGAAUGUAUUACUUACUGGGAAUGCGAAAGUUCCUGAUUCUUGAGGAAUAAUUGACGUUGGUCGCAUUGACGCUUCUUCCAGGAUAGAAAGGAAUUCUUGUUUAUAGAAAGCCCAUGUUACAAUAAUGUGUCCAUCUCUAUCUUGAUAGGCAUUAAUUGGGUGCUUUGUUUACCAUUCACUAGUGUUACUGUAUAUGUAAUGAAAAAGUGUCUUGAUAUGUUUGGAUAAUCGUCUUUUUUAGGUUAUAUCAUCAGGAAAAAGACAUGUACUGAUUAA